Messenger RNA from Ogataea haglerorum, 1320 nucleotides. RefSeq lists its product as uncharacterized. Bases 1 to 1320 code for a protein of 439 amino acids. Gene Ontology annotation, molecular function: protein binding. Lineage: Eukaryota; Fungi; Ascomycota; Pichiomycetes; Pichiales; Pichiaceae. The transcript has a single exon. The record is from RefSeq and is a predicted model, not a curated record.
AUGCUAAAAGUGACCUCCGCCGGACGAGUAACCAGACUCAACUGCACGUUGCGGGGCCACAAGGACGCAAUUUCCGGAUUGCAGGUGUUUUACGUGCCAUCCUCUUUGGCAGCACGCUCGGAAGAACAUGAAAUACAGCUCCUGAGUCCUACCCUCGUGAGUAGCGAUGAGUCGGGCUGGAUAUACUGGUGGGACCUAACUUCACGAAGGCCGCUUGGUGUUUGGAAAGCUCACGAUGGAAACGUUUUGACUAUCAAGCAACUGGGGCUGACCUGGGAUCGAGGCGCACCGGUAUUCGAUGACGCAUGGUUUGGGAAGUUACUUUCGCAUGGCAAAGACGGAGAACUGAAAAUAUGGGAUAUAUUCGAGUUUUCGCUAGAUGCGACGCAUACAUUUAAACCGGCGAGCGUAUUGAGUCGGCGGAUAUACACAGAAGGCGGACGCGCUGCUCAAUGGCCCACUCCUCCCGUGGCAUUUCAGAUGCCUAUUAAUGUGAUGAAUUUUUCGAACGUGGAUAUCCGAAACGGCAUUCUACUGGCCCCAGGGACCCAAGACUCCGCUAAACUGGACAUCUAUUGCAUAGAUGCUGAGGACAAAGCCCUCAAAAGACUUUGCAAAGCCGUUGACCCUCUGGAAAUUGCAGAGAAAAAUGAUAUGGACCUCAAUGUUCAGGUUCCUCCUGAGAAUUCGAGCAGGGGGCUGGGCAUUGUCAUGAAACUGGUCUGGCUCGGCGACGAAAAAUUCGCGGUUGGUUUUGAAAGCGGCCAUGUGGUCACUUUUGCACUUAAGGACGAUGAAGUCGAUAUCCUAGACUUCGACUCGCAACACUAUCCCAAUCCCAUAUUGGCUCUUCAUUAUGACCACUACAACGACAAACUCAUCAGCACAUCCUCAGCCGACAAAAUUGUGAUCCACUCCCAAGACGAGCACAGAACUUUUAAGCUCAAGCACAAGGGCGUUGCAGACGUUAAGACCAUGGAAAAUAUGGUCGGAAUGGUGACAUGGGAUGGCUAUUCGAGAUUUUACAGUUAUGACAACGACUCCAUCCUGAAAUUUCAGUUCAAGCUUCAUAAAGUGGUGCCGUCCAUAGCGGCUACCAACAGUACCGUUGAUAUUGCCGAAAAUGUGGGGGAUUUGCAACAGCGGGCGUCUGUGCUUGCUUUCAGCCAUAAUCAGGCCUUUUCCCGCUCAACGCUGGUUCAUACGAACGGUAUGGGGAAGAACAUUGUCCGCAGGAGGGACGAGAUGAAUCUGGUGAGCAAAUUUCUGUUCAUCGGCUAUAAGGAUGGGAGGAUAGCUAUAUACACGAUUAAUGAGUGA